Messenger RNA from Amphiprion ocellaris (clown anemonefish), 1856 nucleotides. RefSeq names its product trichohyalin-like. Lineage: Eukaryota; Metazoa; Chordata; Actinopteri; Pomacentridae. The transcript has a single exon. The record is from RefSeq and is a predicted model, not a curated record. Bases 121 to 1707 code for a protein of 528 amino acids.
AAAGUUAGAUUCACCAUCACCCCUGAACAGGCUGCUUCCAAAGCCAGUAAGCGGCCUGGAUUUCACAAGAAGUUUUCUACUUUGGUAGAAAACGAACAUCUCAAGGAGCGAGUUAAUACCAUGGACCGCCGCCUUCAACAGCUCCUCACUGAAAAGCAGCAGUUCUUCAAGUGGGCAGAGGUCAGCAAGAUCAGAACCUGCAAACUAGAGGAGCUGCUGAUGAGCCAGAACAGGCAGAUAAUCCAGCUGCAAGAAAAGCUGGGGCCUGAGAGCCAUAAGAACACAGAGCAAGACCAGGCCUCCUCAAAAACACCUGCUCCGGCCAUGACAUGGGCCAACGUGGUCAAAGGUCUGGGUAAGGCCAAACAGCCGGUCAUCCUGAGAGAGUUCCAGGCCUCUUCAGAGACACCAGCUCCGACCAUGACAUCGGCCAAUGUUGUUAAGGCUGAGGAAGAGGUGAAAGAGCCGGUCAUCCUGAGUGAAGACCAGGCCUCUUCAGAGACCCAGACUACAACCAUGAACUGGGCCGAUGUCAUGGAAGCUGAAGAUGAGGUCAGGGAGCAGCUUAGGCUCAGAGAAGCUGAGGUUUCACAGCUGAAGCUGGAGAACGAGGGUCUCUUAGCAAUGCUGCAGGAGGCUAAAAACCUCCAAAGAGAACUAGAUCACAAAGAAAAUGAGGACCUGAACUUGCAAGUCAAAUUCUUGGUGGACAAGAAUAAAAGUCUGAAGGAAGAAAACAACAAACUGCAGAAGGACAAACAAGCAGCAGUAGAAAAGACUGAAAAACUGGAGGGUAAGAUCCAGCUGAUGGAGCGCAACAACAUCCCUCAAAUAGAGCUCAACGAGAUGAAGAAGUAUAUUAAAACGCUCCAGACAGAAAAGAUAGAGCUUGAAGGCGAUUAUAACCGGAGAUUCCUUCAGAUGAAGAAUCUGGAGAGUCUGCUUUUCCAAGAAUCUUACAAAACUCAAGAGAUUCUGAAGAGCCUUGAGUCUGCACAUGAGCUGAUCGCCAUCAGAGAGCAGGAACUCGAUCGAAUCACCGGCAUCAAUGAAAACCUCUCAGCGGCGCUCUUCAAGUCUGAGGAGCUGCUGCUGGAAGCCGGCAAUGAAGUCGAGGAGAAAGAAAAAGAAAAACAAGAGAUUGUGAAGAGCCUUAAGUCUGCACAAGAGCUGAUCACCAUCAGAGACCAAGAACUCCAACGAAUCACCGGCAUCAAUGAAAACAGCUCAGAGACGCUCAUCAAGACUGAGGAGCUGCUGGUGGAAGCCGGCAAUGAAGUCGAGGAGAAAGAAAAACAAGAGAUUGUGAAGAGCCUUGAGUCUGCAGAAGAGGUGAUCACCAUCAGAGAGCAGGAACUCCAACAAAUCACCGACAGCCAUGACAACCUCUCAGAGAUGCUCUUGAAGACUGAGGAGCUGCUGGUGGAAGCUGGCAAUGAAGUCAAUCAGAAAGAAAAAGAAAAUCAAGAACUGCUCAAGAAACAAGAAGAGACAGAACAUGGGAUCCAAAAGAAAAACAAAAAGAGAUUCUGUAAGUUUUUCAGGAGGACCAAAGACAGACAGAGCAACCAAAAAAAGACUGAAGAGGUGAUUGGGGAGAGAGAAGAACCACAGGAGCAGGAGAAGAAGGCAAAGAAGAAGAAGAGCUUCUGGAGUUGGUUCAAGAGCAACAGGAAGGUGGAGGAGGCUGCUGGUAGCUCAGCUUAGCCUCCUCCUCCUCUCCAACAUCUCUCACCUUCAUCCUCUAUUCCAUCUUGUAUCUUCCUCAUCCCCCCUACUCUCCUACCACUACUACCUAUCCACUUAUUAUUUCUUGAUAUUUGGUAUUUUCGAUUGGCUAAUUAAUUAAUAAGGCA